Gasterosteus aculeatus aculeatus (three-spined stickleback) is the source of this 6230-nucleotide messenger RNA. The record is from RefSeq and is a predicted model, not a curated record. Lineage: Eukaryota; Metazoa; Chordata; Actinopteri; Perciformes; Gasterosteidae.
UAACAACAAAAAAUACCACCAGCAGCAGCGAUAACAGCGGCUCCGCGUCAUGCGUCGUCCGGGAUUCACGUCCACCUCACGCAGCCCGCACCGGCGGCUCCCGCUCCCGCUCCCGGUCCCGGUACCGCCGGAGAGCCGCAUGCAGCUUCUCCACGUUGAAGACGCAGCGAUGCUCCAGCAGCAGAAGGAGGACCCGUCUGCGUCCCGCCGCCUCGGCCUGCCACCGUCCCGCCGCCUCCAGACACUGAAGCCCGGCCACGGCUUCCCAUGAGGCCGCCACCAGGACCCAGCUCGCCCGCUCCGUUUGACAUGGAGGAUGAAGAUGGGACUUGUCUACUUGAUGUUUUGUGUGACCCCCAAGCGCUGAACGACUUCCUUCACGGGACCAAUGAGCUGCAGACUGAAGACCUGCUCAUCAGCUCCUCCUCCGGGGAGCCCUCCCUCUUCACAGAUGCCCCGAGCCCCGCCUCUCUGCUGGGAGACGGCAGCGGCUCCCCCGGCACGCCGCCGCCUGGCUGCGUGGACCUGUCCUUCCUGGAGGAGGCCCUCCUGUCGUCGCCGGAGGUCGGAGGGGACGACCCGCAGGGGGUGCAGGGUGGGCCGCCCGUGGAGGCCGCUUUCCAGGCCAAGAAGGGGGAGGUGGCGGAGGAGGAGGCGGAGGUGGCUUGUGACAUCCUGCAGCAGAGCCUGCAGGAGGCCGAGAUCACAGAGCAGACCAUGGCUCUGGAGGCGGGGCUUGCCCAACUGGCCCCCGGGGAGAGCCUGUCCCUGUACUCACCGGCCCCCCUCCCGUUCACACCCAAACCUGUGACCUUGCCCAUCGCCCAGGCGUUGCCCCGAGACACCCAGGCAGCAGUGGAGCCCCCCCAGCCCUCCCUCCUGGCCGUCGGGCCGGGCUGCCCUUCUCUGAAACCCACUGGCCCACCUCAGCUGAUGGGGCUCCUGCCGGGCAACGUGUUCCCCGCGGCUUCCCCGGAGACCUCCUUCUCUCUGAGCCCCGCCCAGGCGUCCAGCAUGAUCAUCCACAAGGCGGCCCCCAGCGUGACCAGCCGCCCCUUCAUCGCCUCCACCCUGAGAGCAGCGGGGGCCGCCGGCCUGCUCCUCCAGCGCGCCCCUCUCCACAUUCAACCCAAGCUGCCCAUCAGCAUUCAGCCUAGACUGGUUCAGAUUAGCCCCAAGCCCUCCGGGCCGAAACACGCCCCGGGUCUUACGUUUCUCCCUGGGACCAAUGCGCCAAAUAUCUUGCUCUCCCAACCUCACGGCCAAAAGCCCGCGGCUACACCGCCGCAGGCCCCCCAGCAGCUCGCCAAGCCGGUCAGCCUGCAGCUGGUCAACCAGGGCGGCUCCUUCGUGCUGCAGCCUCAGGGACUCUUCCAGGGCCAAAACCAGUUCCUUCUUCCGAGCCAGUCCCCCGUUACCAUCUCCCAGUCCGCCGGUGCGGCUCGACCGCUGCUGACCCCCGGCCGCCACGGCGUGAAUCCCUCCAGCGGGCAGCUGGUCGAAGGCUCUCAGAUACUGACCGUGCCGCAGAGGCGGCUGAACUUCAGCCCCGUCUUCACCACCGCGUCGGGGCAGCUGGCGCUCCGCCAGGCCACCGUGCUUUCAGGACCCCUGCAGCUGCAGUCGGCGCCCCCUACCGUCUUCCAGAUGCCAGCGCAGCUGGCGGGAACCUACGCUCCAGCAGGCCAGGGGCAGCGGACCACCCUGGUCCACAGUCCCGCUCUCGGAAACCACAUUACCUUGAUCAACAGUUCGGGGGUGCUGCCCCCAGAUCUCACUUCCAUCUCCAUAGUCAACGGCCCCUCGGUUGUUCAGGGUGUGCCUUUCGCCGCCCAGGCUCCGCCUCCCCAGAGUGGCGUGGCCGACGGACAGCUGGGCCUGCAGCCGGCCUCCGUGGUGCUGCUGCCAGAGAGCGCCGCUCAAGAGGAGAGGACCGGCUCGGAGGAGACGCUCCAGCAGCUGCCGCAGCCCUACGGACGAGUCCUCCAGCACGUCUCGGUGCCGUCCUCCUCUCCUCCUGUGAUCCGGGUCGCGCGAGCUCCCCCCGAUCCACCGCUGGCUCCGGAACCAGCUGUGGAGAUCCCCAAACUCUUGAUGCCCCCAGCAGAAACGACCCCAGUGGUGGAGGAGGUGACCCACUCGAUGAGCCAGAACGAGGCCUUUAUGCAACAUCUGCAGCAGCAAGCACUUAGUUCUCCUCUCACCUCGGACCUGUCGGUCGGAUCGCUGCCAGCGGUGCCGAUGGAGCCGCUCGCCUCCCCGGUGGCAGACGACGGCGAGACUCCACCGAGGACCCACGCGGCCCCGGGUCAGGACGCCCGGCCCCUGACCUCCGACCGGUGCGUCGAGUCUUCACCGCUCCACCCGGGUCCGGCGGACCCUCCGGUGAUCUGCUCCCCGCCUCCCGACGCAGAGGCACCGUCCCCGCCGGGUUUCUCCCCUCGGAUCCCUUCGCCGGGACCCGAGGCUUCAGUGGCAGCUCUCCAGACUGGCACCGAGCCCCCGGUCCAGCACCCCCGGGCCCCUCAUCAACUCCAGGUCUCGCGGGCCUCAUUUACCCAGAACCCGGUGCAGACGGAGCCGUCCGUCCCCCGGCCUCGGCCCUCGGCCCACAGCAGCCCCCCCACCCCGCGCGUCUCGCUGCCUCAGCAGCAGCCUGAUCCCACGGCUGCUCGUCCCUCCCCAGGACGGGACGACGCCGCCGCCCAACAGCACACACAAAACAAGCCAACAGCUGCCUUGGUCGGGGAGAGUAAAGCGUUAACUCUCGAUGUCCAUCCACCGUCUCCUGAGGCCCCCGGGGUCCGGGGACACGGGCCCCCUGCCCCCCCCCAGACGAGCCAGAGGAAGCUGGCAGACGCUCUGGAGGAGAUGGAGGAGAGAAUCGCACCAGCGACGCGCGGCCACAGGUUCCAGCAGCAGAUCUGUUCGGACCACGCGGCGGUCCGGGCGCCCUCCGCCGGCCCGGCCUUCCCCGCGCUGAGGGACGCCGUGAGGCGCCUGCUGCCGUACCACGCCUGCGCCGGUCACCUGCCCGCUCAGCGGGACUUCGAUCUAGUGGACCAGCAGUUCGACACUGUGUCCGGUUUCCUGCUGAAACGCACCAAGGACAUGGUCAACAAAUACCGGCAGCUACUGGUGCGAGAAGCUCAGCAGGAGAGCCCCUCAGCAGAGAUGGUGAUGCUGGAGCGUCUCUUCCUCCAGGCGGAGCGAUGCGCUCUAGCAGAGGACCGACGGAGAGUCCGCAGAGACCCGGAGGCGUUUCUGACGGCUCUGUCCACCUCAGCGUCCCCCCCCCACGGCGCUCGCUCCUCCGGCAGCCCCUCCUCUCCGCCGGCGUGGACCAGACUGUCCGACCGGCCCCCGGGCCUGAAGACGUACCGCUCCAGCUCCCGGGGGGCCCUCAGGCUCACCAUCAAGCAGGAGUCGGGCUCCCGCAAGGUGGUCCGCAACUCGGCCUGCGACCCGGGCCUCAAGAGGGACCACGCGGGGCGGCUGACCAACGGGGGCGGAGCUGUCGACCAACGCCACUCCCGGGCAGCCAACGGAGCGCCGCCCUGUGACCCCGCGGAGGAAACCCCGCGCGCGGCCCCCCAUCCCGAAACAAAAGCCCCAAACCCUCUUUCUAUGCCGCAGCCAGGGGCCGGCUGCUUCGAGGCGCCGCCCACCGACGUCAGCGGGCCCAAACUGAAAUGCUACAGGUUGGACGAGUCGCCUCGGUUCAGCCCGCCGCCGCCGCCCCCGCCGCCCCCCCUCCAUGAGGACAGCAUGCUCAGCGAGCAUCUGCAGAGCGCCAUCGACAGCAUCCUGGAACUGCAGCGCCUGCAGGGCCCCUCGGCGGUCCCCAGCAGGGCCGCGUCGGGCCCUUCACUGGACCCGUCACCGUGAGGGAACCCGUCCACACAGAUGCAGAGACAUCUGUCUGAGGUGGGGGGGUUGUUUGUGGUCUUUGGAGAUUGCCUUUAAGGAACUGAUUGUUUGGAAGAGGAGGGGGACGAGCCACCAGACCACAGCGCCGCGGUCCGGUAGAUGGCGGAUUCUUCACUUCCAUGUUGGUCUGUGCAGAAAAGAAGUCCAUUCCUAUUUUGAGCUGUAUUGAUCUGUAGUGAUUGUAGUGAAGUCACCUGGAGGUGUAACCUUCAUCAGCAUAGAGGACACGAGUAAUAGUGAGGAAGAAGAGUCGGCCCGAGAUUAUUCAAUAGUUCCUUUUCAUAAGAUUUCUUUGAAAGAAAUGUGAUGUUUCUUUUGCGUAGUGCCAAGCUUCCAGGGUCCUUGUUUUGGUAACCUGUGCCAAUUGUGAUUUGCAUUGACAGCGCGUGUGUGUGCGUGUGUGUGUGCGCGUGCGUGCGUGUGUGUGUGUGUGUGUGCGUGUGUGAUGAUAACAUUGCGUCCUGACACGACCGUACAAGAUCCGUCAAACUCGGUUCAUCCAAUGAAACUCCAAAGAAUUUGUGACCCGUUGCAUCCCGAUAAACACCAGCAAACGUCCACGUCGCGCCUCUUCCCACAGCCGGAGUCCGUCCUCGUUGAAGCAGAUUAUGGAGGGACGGGAACAAGGGGGGAGGGGGGGGUUUGGACCCUUGUUGUCAUUCAUGCUGCAGUCUGAUUCAGUCUUUCAGAGAAUGCUUUUCUCAUUCUUUAUGUAUUAUUAACACGCGAGCAAUAAUGACUUGUUGGGAGCAGUGGUGCAGUGAGGGGGGGGGGGGGUUCUUUUGAUUGUUUUUCAGCAAAGAGAGGCGCUUGUUUUGUCGUUGAAGCACACGUAGUCUAGAAUCCACGUUUCACUGUACAGCCUCUCUGCAGCAUCGAACAGCCUUUGACCAAAAAAAAAAAACUAGAGGACUCAUCCGCAUUUAAAAUUCAUUUAUUUAUUGAUGCAUUCGUUGGUUUUGAAGCCGAAAGAUUUUCUUUCAUGCCGCCGUCGUGGAGCAAUAUGAUUUGUGCAACAUCUUACGUUAAUGUGACAAUCUUACCGGCCUGUGAAUUCUGUUUGUGUGGAAACAGACGAGAGAGAAAUGAGGUCAUCGACUCACAAAACUUGUGCAGAGAAAUCUUUGCCAAUGGAUUUUUACCAAGAAGGUCCAAAUGUUUUUGUAACAUAAAUUUAAAAACGUCCUUCACAUUUUAGCUUUUGAAGAUACUGUUGUGGGUCAAGCUUUGACCUGUGAUUUUGGGAAUAUUUAGAAAAUGCCUUAUUGUUAAUUCAGUGUACCUUUUUAAGGAAAAGAUUCACGAUGUGAUGUUUUAAAUAAUAUCUGAUGUUCUGAAAUGUGAAAGUCCCUGCAAAUAGAAAGAAAAAUCUUCCAGAGAUUUUGGGCUAAAUCAAACAGGUCCUUUUCUAUAAGUUUAAUAGUCUUUGGUUGAAAUGAACAAAAGGAGCUAUAAUAUGCAGUAAUUUAGUGUUGAAAUCCUCUGCAGUAGUUUGGGUGGACACACUAAAGGAUUCAUGAAGCACUAUAAGUAAACUUUUCCCCAGUCAGCGGUUUCCAGUCUUGAUGCUAAGCUAACGUUAGCAUCACAUUAAAUCAACAGACAUGGGAGCGGUUUAAAUCUUUGAUACAUGUAUUGGCAAGAAACCAAACUUGGAGUAUUUCCAGUACACUGAAUUUGUACAGAAAAACACGUUAAGUUUUUUUUAAAGGUGAAAUCUUCACGCGUGUUUCCACCCAAAGAGGUUUCAGUAAAGAUGUCAGAGUGUCCUUCACACUCAUCACCGCUAAACUUCACAUCGGGGAUUCCACCAGACGAAAAGACACUAAAGAAAAAAGCAAGUGGAUGGAAUCCCCGUCGAUGAAGCAGCCUCAUGUGCCAUCGUUGUUGCUUUUUGUCUCCAGUGUCAAACGCCGUCAGAAACGUGCUUCGUCCAGGGCGAAGGGAUCACAUCUGCAUGUUGAGCCAUUUUGGUUUUUAUUUGUAAAUGUGUCAUUUUAUUUAUGUUUCCUGACAGAACUGUGAAACCAGGAGAGCUCAUAACUCUGCACCAAUUCAACUUCAAAAACAACAUUUGAAUGACAGAUUGUUCCGAUGCCAAAAUCAAGAGGCCUUAAUUCAGCAAAACUAGAUUGUAAAAAUAAAAUUAAAAAUGAGUCAUUCUCGACAAAAAAAAAAAAAAAAAAAAAAGUCCAACUGAAGAGACCUGAAGGUCACGAGUGAUUCAUAUAUGAAAUGUUAAGAAAAACGCUUUUGUACUCAUUUUUACAGACUAUUUAUUAAACUGAUUUUGUAAGAAA